Molecule: messenger RNA, 2415 nt
Organism: Bathycoccus prasinos
Lineage: Eukaryota; Viridiplantae; Chlorophyta; Mamiellophyceae; Mamiellales; Bathycoccaceae
Exons: 1
Coding region: 1-2415 (804 amino acids)
Biological process (GO): defense response
Cellular component (GO): membrane
Source: RefSeq, a predicted model, not a curated record
AUGGGAGGCACGUAUUCCGAGGGGUUCUCUCAAACCGACGGGUGGAAAUUGGGAGUGCUCUUUCUUCUCUUUGUCGUCAUCUCGUACGCGUUCAUCGAAUUCAACACGAGGCUAGAGCAUUAUUUAAAAGAGAAGAAGCUGAGAGCGUUGCGGCACGUUUUGCAUAAACUGCAGCACGAGAUUAUGCUUUUAGGAUUCAUAUCUCUCUCGCUCAUCGCGCUGCAGGAACCUCUACUGAAAAUUUGCGUCAGUGGGGAAAGUUCGUCGGCGGAGCAAUACACGCACGAUUGCGGCGAAGGCAAGAAGCCAUUCUGGUCGGCGACUACGAUUCAUCAGACGCACAUUUUUAUCUUCAUUCUAGCGGUAACGCACGUGGCGUACAUCUCACUAUCUAUGCUCGUCUGCAUUCUUAAAUUGAACUCGUGGAAGAAGUGGGAAACCGGCGACCACGAUAUCGUGCCGUUGAAUCCCCACAUCAAUCCGAGACUGGUCAUUGAUGCGAAUUUAUUAGUGCUUAUAUGGAGAGCAUUUUGGGCGCAAUUUCGAUUCUCGGUCAACCGAGAGGUGUAUCUUUCGUUGCGAAGACUUUUUGUCGAACGCCUAGGCACGCCGGACGACUUUCAUUUCCACGAUUUUUUGGUAGAGGCAAUGGAGGAAGAUUUCGCGAGCAUCAUUGAUACUAAAGUUUUCAUGUGGGUUUUAGCCGCUUUAUGGGUCACUGUACCAAGAUAUGUCUUCUUACCUGGAGGGAUCGCCGCGUUAGCGAUCAUGCUUUUCGUGGGAACGAUGUUAGAAGCCGUAAAUAUUAGAUUAGCUCAAGCAGCCUACGAAAGAUUCGUAGGCGAAGCUGCUCAAACGUCCAAAACUCUGCGCGAAAACGGAGAAGACGAAGGCGAGACCGAGUACACCGACGAUAAUAAUUAUACUCCAGCAGAGUUGAAGAAUAAAAAGAAGAAUGUAACAGAUGCUGCAGAAAAUGGGACGCAACUUUCGGGAGGCAUGCGAACGAUAGCGGAGGAAGAGGAGAAAACAGCAAAGCCUCAAACGUUGCCAAGCAAAAGUACUUUCAGCAGUCUCCGCGACAGAGCCGGUGAUUUUUUCAAAGGUGUUAAAGAUAAAGUCUCGAUGCACGCAACUAAAGAGUUAACGAGUGAAGAACGCUCGAAGAAACGGCGAGCGUUGCGGGCAGAAAUUGAUUCGAAAAAUUAUUUUUGGCGCGGAAGACCUCAGAUUUUACUCACAAUCUUCCAAUAUGUUUUGUUUGAAAACGCCAUGUCGCUUGCAAUGUUAGUUUUCUCGGCUUGGCAGGAUCCGGAUUGGUUAUCACAGAAUGCAAAUGUGCAAGCGAAUGCGUCUAUUUUGCUUUUCAUAGUCGAUAUUAUUGUUCUUUUGCAUUCCGCGUAUUUCAUCUUGCCGGUGUAUGCGAUAUCCUCGGUAGUCGGAACGCACUGUUCGAUGUCUUUGGUUGAAUAUGCUAAAAAAAUGGGCAUUUCGAACGAGCGCGCCGUGGAAGCGUACCGUCGUCGGGCUGACUUUAAGAAAGAUGACGCCGAUAACUAUAUGUACGACUCCUCUGGAACGCAAACACCAGAUUUUGAUGAUGUUUUAAAAGCAGCGUCAUCGAUGUCAUCGCCGCAAUCGCAGACGAAAACGAAAUCGCAGAAAGCUCCGGAAUUUUUAUCGCAUUUUGUUGGUGUUCCAACGGAUAAAUCUUUGGCGAGACGUAACGAAGUUCCAGUCGCUCCGUUUGAUCAUUCACUGGAUAACGAGCGGUCAAUGACGGCUUUGCUCGGUGCGAUUCUAACGAAACAAAUGCGUGAAAUUCGUGCGAAAGAAGCUGCGCGUGCGGCGCAGAAGCAUAAACCGAGACCACAUUCCAAUUCACCUUUAGCUGCACUUAAACGUACAAUGUCUGGAAGAACGCUGAAUUUAGGACUAGAAGAGAUGACAGAUUCACAGCAACUGCCAAGCAGCAGUCGAUUUCGAGGCGAACCGCUCGCUUCUCCGACGUGGUCGGUUUCCGAGCGAGCAAAGCAAAAAGAAAAGGACGAACAAGAGGAAGUAGCAUCCCCAGAAUCAAAGGAGACGCCAUCGACUGCGCCAAAAGGUCGCAUGGUAUCCUCAAUGCGAGCAGUGCCAUCUUUGAAAGACGUGUUCCGAUUCACAGAGCAGCAGCCAUCGCGUACGCGUACGAGUUUUAGCGAAGAGACUAGGGAUGAACAACAUCCACAACAAGAAGUAAAGACAGAGCUGGAGGAAGUCGUCGUUGAACAACAGCAAAAGCGGAAAAUUAGUUUGGACAUUAUGAGAAAGACAAGUAUCGAUGAAGAAAGGGAGACUACGAAGAACCUGGACGACGAUGGUGACGAAGAAGAAACCAGUAAACGAUCAAUCAAGGAUAUAUUUCCAAUGUAA